GCAGCUGCAUUCAAUAUUAAAGGUUUUCUGUGAUGUCUGGGCCAUCAAAGGAUUUGGCCACUCCAAAUGAAGCCUCUUCAUCACAGGAAGGCCAGCAGAACAGGAGACUGAAAGUCACUUUGCUGAGUAGUGAGUGGAGAUCAUCAACUGAUAGAGAAGUCUCAACUAUCAGUAGAAAGCUUGCUAUACAGUUAGCUAAGCAUCCUAAUGUGGAAGUUAGUGUGUUUCUUCCUAAGUGCAGUGAAGAGGACAAGAGAAAUGCUGUGAGUCACAAAAUUCAGCUCAUUGAAGCAGAUAAACUGCCCGGCCAUGACCCAAUUUUUUGGUUGUCAUCUUUACCCAGAAACCAUGAUGUAGACUGUGUCAUUGGACAUGGAGUGCAUCUUGGCAAACAAAUUCCACUCAUAAAGAAGAAUCAAGACUGUAGAUGGAUUCAAGUUGUUCACAGUGUUCAUGAAGAAGUGGGAAUGUACCAGAACAUUUCUGAAGGAGAACAACUUCAGCAAACAGAAGUAGAACUUUGUCAGAUGGCCGAUGAGGUUGUAGCAAUAGGACCCAAAGUGGCAGAGGCUUACAAACGCUACCUUAGUUUUGCUAAAGAAAAGAAAACCAUUUUAGAUCUCACCCCAGGCGUUUUCUCUGAAUUUUCUAAUGUAGUACAAGCCACUGAGGAAAGGAAAACAUUCUGUGUUUUAGUGAUUGGAAGUGGUGACAGCUGUGAAGAUUUCAAUGUUAAGGGGUUCAACAUGGCCGCUGAAGCAAUUGGUGAGUUAAAAGAUGCAUCCUUCCAACUGAAGUUUCUUUAUUCACCAAGAGAAAAAGGCAAGGAAAUAGCAGACAAGUUGCUUCAGCAUGGCAUCAGUCGUAAUCAGCUAAUUGUUCGCAGCUUUAGUGACAACAGAGAAGUAUUAGCCAACUUGUUCUGUGAGGUGGAUCUUGCAAUAAUGCCAUCAAAGACUGAAGGUUUUGGAUUACCUGGUCUUGAAGCCUUAUCUGCUGGUCUGCCUGUACUUGUCAGUGGUAAUUCAGGACUUGGAGAAGCUCUCAGAGAAGUGCCCUUGGGCUCUUUUUAUGUGAUAAACUCUGAAGAUCCUAAAGACUGGGCCAGAGAAAUCAAAGCUGUACGUCAAAAGAGUAGGACAGUACGCCUUCGGGAGUCAAAGCUUCUCCGUGACUGUUAUCAAGAAACUUAUGAGUGGGAGAAACCAUGCAAGAUCCUGGUGGAAAAGAUGCAGAACCUUGCACUUGGGUCAUCAGAAAUCAGGUCAAAUACACCAGUCAGGAAUAAGAGGCCAUCAUCCUUUUCUGUUACUGAUCAACCUUCCAAGAGAAUCAGAAAAGAGUUGACUCAUCAUGAUGGAGCUUUGGAAGGCUCCUCUGGUUGCUGUGUUCAAGAUUUAUCUGUUGAAUAUGGACAAUUUCCUUUGUCUUCUGACAAACUCAGUCAUCAGAGGAAACACACUCAGA
Messenger RNA from Pocillopora verrucosa, 1467 nucleotides. The record is from RefSeq and is a predicted model, not a curated record. Lineage: Eukaryota; Metazoa; Cnidaria; Anthozoa; Scleractinia; Pocilloporidae.